This is a messenger RNA of Ostreococcus tauri, 1179 nucleotides long. Its product is annotated as Protein phosphatase 2C. Gene Ontology annotation, molecular function: protein serine/threonine phosphatase activity; cation binding. Lineage: Eukaryota; Viridiplantae; Chlorophyta; Mamiellophyceae; Mamiellales; Bathycoccaceae. Gene Ontology annotation, biological process: protein dephosphorylation. The coding region runs from base 1 to 1179 and encodes 392 amino acids. The transcript has a single exon. The record is from RefSeq and is a predicted model, not a curated record.
AUGCGCCGUGCAUUACCACGAUAUGGCUCGUUUGAUUCGCGGUGGAAGACGAACAGCUCUACAAAACUUCUCCCAGUACGCGGGCAGAUCACUCGGUCCAAGCUGCACUUUCCGACAAGCGCUGUUUACGCGGGAUGGAUGCAAACAGAACAGGAAGUCAUAGGAUUCGUUUCCAUAUGCUUGUCUGCGUUGCUUAUGUCCAAGUUUGCGUCUGGAGAAGGACGUCGUGGGCUCUCUAGAGAAGAAGUGGGCAAACCCAGAGGUGCUCUGAAAGCGGGCUUGGAUCUGGAUUGGGGAGUGUGCGAUGACAUGGGGCCUCGGGAAUGCAUGGAGGACACAUAUCAGGUAAUGAAAGGCCGGGAUCACAUUUUUGCAUCGGUCUACGAUGGACACGGCGGUUCAGGUAGCUCGCAAUAUCUACGGUCCAACUUCUACGGGUUCAUCAGCUCGGUAUUGAUGAAGAAUAGAAGACUUCUCAGCGACGCAACCGUUACAGUAGACGAACUACAUGAUAUCACUAAAAACUUGUUUACAGACGUAUUUGAGACCGCGGACAGCGCAUUAAUCGAUCACAUAGCUAGUCUUGGUGAUCCAGAGUGUUGGAGUGGUAGCACGGCUACGAUGUGCCUUGUAGGUUCUUUGCGGUUGACUUGUGCAAACGUGGGAGAUAGUAAAGCUGUUUUGUGCCGUGCUGGAAAACCCAUUGAACUCAGUGUUGAUCAUCGUCCAACGACAUUGACUACCUCUGGUCGAGGUGAAAUUAAGCGUGUAGUUGAAGCUGGUGGUUGGGUUUCUCAAAGUAGAGUGUGUGGUGUUCUUGCUGUUACCCGCGCACUGGGAGACUAUGAGUUCAAAGGGGGGCGAUUCGAGCUUCUCGCUGAGUUACAAGACAUGGAUGAUAGACAGGCAGCCACAGCAACAAUGCAAACACCUCCAGUGAUAUCCAUACCGCACUGCGUCACGUUAGCACGAUCAAGUGAGGAUGAAUUCCUGAUUUUGGCAACAGACGGGCUAUGGGAUACAAUGAACGGCGCACAAGCAGUGACUUUCGUCCGAACUGAGCUGAAAAAGACACCUGAUAAAAGUAUGCAGGCAGUUGCUGAUGCUUUGGUGGCGAGAGCUCUACGUUGCCGAACACAGGACAACGUUGCGUGCAUCGUGAUCAAGCUCAACAAAUAG